CACGGAGCUUCGGGAGGACGUCAGCGAGCAGGCGCGCAGGACAGUUUUCUCGAGAGUGUCUUCAGUAUGAUGUUGCGGGCAGUGUUUCUGGUGCUUAUUGGCACGUGCGUGGCGUGGGCCGAGCGCGACCUGGAUCGCCUGGUGGCAGGGCGCCCGAUCCGGCACGGCGUCCCGGGCGUGCAGACCUUCGGCGAUGCCGCGGUACAGGCGAGGCCUCAGGAUCUCACGCGGCCUCUCCCUCGUCCUCCACACCUCAGGAACUCUCCCACUCCGCCUCCCGGUUUCCAGCAGCGCCCUCAGGUCCAGCCGACGCCGCCUCCGGGAUACCAGCCUAAGCCCCAGGUGCAGCCGACGCCUCCUCCUGUCCAAACUCUGCCGGAGGCGCUGCACGAGGAAAAAACGGCACCACUGCCUCCGAAGAGCGAACUCCUGAGGCCGUUUCCUCGUCCCGGAAGGCCACAGACGCUUCCAGGCCUGGCGGAUGGCACUGGUAGCCCCGAGCCCCUGCCUGCCCCCCUGCCCCAGCGCCCCCAGACGCUCCCCGCACCCCUGCCCGGGACGCCCAUCGUCCUCCCGGGAAUCCUACCGGUGAUCCCAGAGACCCUGCCGGCCACGCUCCCGGAGGACAAGGCCGCGCCCCUGCCGCCCAAGUCUCAGCUCACCAAGCCGGCCCCUCACCCUCAGCCCCUUCCAGCUGCCCUCCCUCAGGGCGUCCAGACCCUGCCCGCUGUGCUUCCAGGUCGCCCCCAGACGCUCCCAGCUGACCUGACGGAGGAGAAGACCGCGCCCCUGCCGCCCAAGUCUCAGCUCACCAAGCCGGCCUUUCGCCCUCAGCCCCUUCCAGCUACCCUCCCUCAGGGCGUCCAGACCCUGCCCGCUGUGCUUCCAGGUCGCCCCCAGACGCUCCCAGCUGACCUGACGGAGGAGAAGACCGCCCCCCUGCCUCCUAAGUCAGAGCUUACUAAGCCGGCCUCUCGCCCUCGGCCCCUUCCAGCUGCCCUCCCUCAGGGCGUCCAGACCCUGCCCGCUGUGCUUCCAGGUCGCCCCCAGACGCUCCCAGCUGACCUGACGGAGGAGAAGACCGCCCCCCUGCCUCCUAAGUCAGAGCUUACUAAGCCGGCCUCUCGCCCUCGGCCCCUUCCAGCUGCCCUCCCUCAGGGCGUCCAGACCCUGCCCGCUGUGCUUCCAGGUCGCCCCCAGACGCUCCCAGCUGACCUGACGGAGGAGAAGACCGCCCCCCUGCCUCCUAAGUCAGAGCUUACUAAGCCGGCCUCUCGCCCUCGGCCCCUUCCAGCUGCCCUCCCUCAGGGCGUCCAGACCCUGCCCGCUGUGCUUCCAGGUCGCCCCCAGACGCUCCCAGCUGACCUGACGGAGGAGAAGACCGCCCCCCUGCCUCCUAAGUCAGAGCUCACCAAGCCGGCCUCUCGCCCUCACCAGACCGAGGACGACGAUGGCUUCGCCCCACUUCCAACGGGCCCUCAGGUCCAGCCCAGACCGCCUCCCGGGGACCUUACCAAGCCCGCCCCCCGACCACCUCGCCCGCAGGUGCAGCCCACGCCCCCGUCAGGCUUUCAGUCCGCGCAGACCCUGCCAGCGGAGCUUCCAUCAGACAAAACAGCGCAGCUUCCUCCCAAAUCGGAGCUUCUGAAGCCCGCCCCCCGACCGCCCCGCCCGCAGGUGGACCCAAGACCCGCCCCGGGACAGUUUACCAAGCCAGGUUCUCGCCCUAAGGACUCUGACGAAAACGAUGGCUUCGCCCCCCUUCCAACGGGCCCUCAGGUUCAGCCCAGACCGCUUCCCGGGGACCUUACCAAGCCUGCCCCUCGACCACAACGCCCACAGGUGCAGCCCACGCCUCCGUCAGGUUUUCAGCCCGCGCAGGUCCUCCCCGAGAGACUGCCAGCCGAUCUGAAACCAGCCGCGCGUCCUCAGAGCCAAGCAAGACCUGCGGCGGGCGAACUGACCAAGCCAGCCUCGAAGCCCGUGCGUCCGCAGCUCCUGCCGGGGGGACUGAGCCAGAACCCCGACGAGAAGCAGCUCUUCCGCGAAGACGCUGGGCCCUUCGCCUCCCCCGCCGAGGUCCCGGAUGUCCUCGCGUCAUUUCCGUUUCCCUCCCAGUUGACGCAGGUCCCUCGAGAUGUGCGGUUCUCGUGUCGGAACCGCUAUCCGGGGAUGUACGCCGACCAGGAUUACGACUGCCAGGUGUUCCACUGGUGCCUCGGCGAUGAGAGGAUGUUCAGCUUCCUGUGCGGGUUCGGGACCGCUUUCAACCAGCGCCUCUUGACCUGUGACUACCAGCAUCUGGUCCGGUGUGACCUCGCUGACCAGGCUUACGACGUCAACGCCAGAGUGUGGAAUGAAGACGGUGACUUCAUAUUCUGAAACGAAUUUGUUUCAGUAAGAUAAAUAUUAUAAUAACGAUAAUCAUCCUUAUGUAUAUGUAUAUGCAUACAUGACGUAUUGGAAUGAGAUUAUAUUCCUUCGUAAAUAACUUUGUUCAUAAUAAAUACAAUAGAUAAAUCCUUGGACAUAGUAACUGCAGAUUGUUGAUAUGUGCCGUCAGCACUUGAAUCAUCGUGUUUAGAUAACACAAGACAUUUUGUAUUUACUGCCUGUAUUUUCAUGACAGCAGUCUCUUGCAAAGAGAUGGGGAACUGCAGCGUUGGACUUGUCACUGGAAUCUCUCUUGGCACAUUAACUUGCCAGUAAAAUAAUUCUUUGAGUAAUGUCAAGGACUGUUCACAGAAUAUACUUCUUCUAGCCUUACCGUAUGUACAAAAUAUUGAUGUCAUACUGUAUAUGUAUAUACAUAUAUAAAUAUAUAUAUAUAUAUAUAUAUAUAUAUAUAUAUAUCUUAUAUAUAUCUUCAGCCCGUAUCAACAGGACAAACUCCUCCCUGUCACGAAAAUACACGCAAUAAAUACAAAAAUGCAAAGUCCAACACUAGAGUUCCCCAUACUUUCGCAAGAGAAUGCAAUCAUGAAAAUACAGGCUUUAAAUACCUUUAAAUGCCUUGUAUUAUGUCUCUUGCGAUCUCUCUUUCCCGUCUCAGACCCUGAAUUUCCCUGUGUUUUGUCCCAUCCAACACAGGCCUUGUCUCUGGCCACCUUGUUUGCUUUUAGUGGGAAUCCAGCUUGUAAUCAACCCCCCCCCCCUGUUCCCUAGACUUCCUGGAAUCUAAUGUAUCAGGAGAGUGAAAUGCACCACCGGGAACAGCUGACACCACAGUUUAGGUUUGCUCAUUUUUUUGGUCCAUCUAUACCUCCCACUUUAUGAAUUAUAUCUUUACACGUUUUUGGUGUUUCAUUAUCUUCACGACAACUCAUAAGAAUUAGUAGUUUUACUUCUGCAACUUCUGAAUCUUUUCCCAGGUCUAUGCUAUCGUCUUCCGGCGAUUUCUCUUUUCCAUGGCCGUACUGUACUUGCUGAAAUGACACAGUCCGUCGCUGUCUGGAUAGUUGCUUGAAUUGUAUACAUCACUGGAGAAAUUCUAUUGUAUUAGACACCUCC
Penaeus indicus is the source of this 3510-nucleotide messenger RNA. RefSeq names its product basic proline-rich protein-like. Gene Ontology annotation, cellular component: extracellular region. NCBI's taxonomy places the organism in Eukaryota, Metazoa, Arthropoda, Malacostraca, Decapoda, Penaeidae. The transcript has 5 exons. Gene Ontology annotation, molecular function: chitin binding. Bases 67 to 2382 code for a protein of 771 amino acids. The record is from RefSeq and is a predicted model, not a curated record.